AUGGAGACUGUUGGUUUAUCAGGUGGUAUGGACCUAAUAGCCGUAAUCAGAGCCUCAGGAAGAAUUAGUCAUGCACGGGGUCUCAAUGUUCCUAGUUCGGGUAUUGUUGGUGAGCAAUUCAUUGAGAAGAUUCGUAGGGGUUGGAGGCUUCCAGAUAUGAUGUUUGCAACCAAGUGUAGUUUAUCUGAUGCAUGCAACACUAUAGCCAAACAACUUGAGAAUGUUUACUCAUCAAUUGCGGCCACCAAGCGGCAUUUAUCUUCAAAAAUUGACCAUGUGGAUCGUACUUUAGAUGAGAGUGCAGAGCUUACUGCUGCUACUAGAGAGGAGGUUUCUGAACUGCGAGGAGAAAUCCAAGUGAUUUGUGUAGAUGUGCAACCUGUUCACCAUGUAGUCCGAACUCUGGAGACUAAAUUAGUAGAAUAG
Molecule: messenger RNA, 426 nt
Organism: Camellia sinensis
Lineage: Eukaryota; Viridiplantae; Streptophyta; Magnoliopsida; Ericales; Theaceae
Source: RefSeq, a predicted model, not a curated record